AUGGCUUUGCUUAAUAUCGUCAUUGUUGGAGGAGGAAUUGCGGGUCUUGCAUCGGCAAUCGCACUUCGCGCACCAGGCCGCCACAUCACUGUUCUCGAGCAAUCUUCUCUGAAUCGUGAAAUUGGCGCUACUAUAUCACUCCAGCUCAAUGCAUCGACAAUACUGGAGAAAGGCUUCGGCAUGGGUGAAGUGUUGAAGAAUGCUGGAGCCUUGAAACUUGUGCGCAAGAUUCUUUUGACGUUGAAGACCGAAUACGGUGCCGAUCGUAUGAUAUACUAUCGCAUGGAUCUGCACGAUGCAUUGAGACUGGUUUCCUGUGAUCCAGAUGCUGGAUCAGUCACCCUGAAAGAUGGCACUGUCCUUCGAGGCGAUGUCAUCGUAGGUGCGGACGGCAUCAAGUCGAAUCUGCGCAAACACGUUCUAGGCCAUGAAGUUCAAGCACAGCCGACAGGAUUUUCGGCGUAUAGACUUAUGGUACAAACUUCAGAGUUGGAGGAAGACGAAGUAUUCUGCCAUUGGAACUGCAAGGGUGACUUCGACAUCUUGAUGAAAGGGUACGGAGAGUUCCCGAAUUGGGCCAAAGCUCCUUUCAAAGUUGCUGGAGACGAUAUAGGGCUCUGGCAGCCCAGGGACACAGAACCGUUGAGAAGGUGGCAUUCUGGACGUGUAAUUCUGAUCGGUGAUGCCGCACAUGCCAUGCUCCCGACGCAGAGUCAAGGUGCUAAUCAAGCGAUCGAAGAUGCAGAGGCACUGGGUGCGUUCUUCGCGGACGCUGACGAGACCAUAUCAAAGGAAGAAGCUCAAAAGCGGCCGCAGGAGAUUUACGAUGCUCGAUACGAGAGAGCCACAACAGUGCAGAGAUACUCUCGUGAAGCUGCCAGACCAGCGACAGACAAGGGGGCAACAGAGAUUAAGAUGAACCCAGCAGAAUUUAUGGACUAUAACUGCACAUACAACAGUGCAAAGGAUUGGGCAAGUCGGCAAACGAAAUCUGCAGGUGUGCAAGUAGUUUCGUAUUCAUCGGAAGCAUGA
This is a messenger RNA of Bipolaris victoriae FI3, 1032 nucleotides long. RefSeq lists its product as hypothetical. Gene Ontology annotation, molecular function: monooxygenase activity; FAD binding. Bases 1 to 1032 code for a protein of 343 amino acids. The record is from RefSeq and is a predicted model, not a curated record. The transcript has 7 exons. NCBI's taxonomy places the organism in Eukaryota, Fungi, Ascomycota, Dothideomycetes, Pleosporales, Pleosporaceae.